Messenger RNA from Aspergillus glaucus CBS 516.65, 1524 nucleotides. RefSeq names its product putative cytochrome b5 reductase. Lineage: Eukaryota; Fungi; Ascomycota; Eurotiomycetes; Eurotiales; Aspergillaceae. The coding region runs from base 41 to 1471 and encodes 476 amino acids. The transcript is spliced from 2 exons. Gene Ontology annotation, cellular component: endoplasmic reticulum. Gene Ontology annotation, molecular function: heme binding; oxidoreductase activity. The record is from RefSeq and is a predicted model, not a curated record.
CGAUUAUCUUCUCGCAAGUUGAACUCUGAAAUCGAGUACAAUGUCGGAAUACACCCCCCAAGACAUCGCAUCUCACAAGUCCAGAGAUGACCUGUGGAUCGCCAUACACGGAAAGGUAUACAACAUAACCCCCUACAUCCGCGACCACCCCGGCGGCGUAGACGUCCUCCUCGACACAGCCGGCACCGACGCAACAGAAGCAUACGACGAAGUCGGCCAUUCCGAAGACGCAGACGAGAUCCUGCAAUCAUACUUCAUCGGAACCUUGAAAGAUGCACAGGAACACCGUCCCAAGAACAAAACUGUUCGUGUGAUUCAGCAACCAGCCAAGUCUAUGGCGGUGGUUUCAAAGAGCCCCAAGGGUUCGCGGAGUAUACUCAAGAAGAUUGCCCUCAUUGCAACCUCGAACGUGGGCGUGGCGCUCCCUGUGUACCUCUUCUUUUCCUCCGGGGGUAAUGUCGACAUCCAUAAAUUUCUUCCAAAGAGUCUACCAGCCUGGCCUCGGUCAUUGUCGAUUGCCUCCCUACAACAAAGCACAGCAGGAGGCAAGGGAAGUUUCACAACGGGCUUCACAACAGCAACCAUCCUCAUGGGCACCCUGGCGGCCCUCGCAAUCCCAAAACUCUCCGCCCUGGUAUCCCCCGACUCCGGCUUCACCAAGUACCCACCGCAUAUGAAAUCGCGCAGAGCCCCGAAAGCCAAUCCCCAUCUUGCAAAGGGCUUCCUCAAUCCCAAGGACUACAAAUCCCUCCCGCUAGUCCGGAAGGAUGAACUCGCGCCGAACGUGUAUCGCUUUGUUUUCGAUCUCCCGAAAUCAACGGAUGUCAUUGGUCUUCCUAUCGGACAGCACGUUGCUAUCAAAGCUGUUAUCAACGGGGAGACGGUUUCGCGGUCUUACACGCCCACGUCGAAUAACACUGACCUCGGCCGUUUGGAACUAGUCAUUAAAUGCUACCCCGAUGGCCUAUUGACAGGUAAAUACCUCGCCAACCUGCAAAUCGGCGAUACAGUGCAAUUCCGCGGCCCCAAGGGCGCGAUGAAGUAUUCCCGGGGCCUAUGUAAGAAGAUCGGUAUGAUUGCCGGCGGCACUGGCAUCACGCCCAUGUACCAAUUGAUCCGUGCGAUCUGCGAGGACGAAGCGGAUGAGACGGAGGUUAGCCUUGUGUAUGCGAAUCGCGCCGAGGGCGAUAUUCUGAUGCGCAAGGAGUUGGAGGCGUUUGCGAAGGCGUAUCCGAAGAAGUUCAGGGUCUGGUACAUGCUUGAUCAGCCGGAGAAGGGGUGGAAGUAUGGAUCUGGGUAUGUUACUCCUGCUGUUAUGAAGGAGAAGUUGCCCGGGGCGGCGCCGGAUACUAGGAUCAUGCUUUGCGGGCCUCCGGGGAUGGUGAAUGCGGCUAAGAAGGGUCUUGCUGGGUUGGGUUUCCAGCCUCCGGGGGCUGUUGCGAAGAUGUCGGAUCAGAUUUUCUGUUUUUAGUUAUUGUUAGUUUUGGAUAGACUUGUAUAAUAGAGCACUUGUUACCGUUCACA